This is a messenger RNA of Dipodomys spectabilis (banner-tailed kangaroo rat), 2163 nucleotides long. RefSeq names its product coiled-coil domain containing 9B (gene Ccdc9b). The record is from RefSeq and is a predicted model, not a curated record. The transcript has 11 exons. Bases 64 to 1506 code for a protein of 480 amino acids. Lineage: Eukaryota; Metazoa; Chordata; Mammalia; Rodentia; Heteromyidae.
GAGGCCUGGCUCCGGUGGUUCUCCCGGCUUGCUCUGGAAUUCUCUCUGAGGCCCGCCGCUACCAUGCACUCAGAUGGGUUGCCCAGAACCGAGUCCCCCAUGCACAGACAGGAGAAGGACGCCGAGCUGGACCGGAGGAUAGUUGCCCUGCGCAAGAAGAACCAGGCCUUGCUACGCAGGUACCAGGAGAUCCAGGAGGACCGACGGCAGGCAGAGCAGGAGGGCAUGGCCGUGACCACCUCCGGGCCCCUCCCACCCGACAGCCUCACCGUCACCAUCAGCCAGGUCCCUGGAGAGAAGCGCGUGGUCAGGAACUGGGCCAGGAUCCCCCUGGGACCCGGCAUGGACCAUGAGGUGCUUGAGGAUGAGGAAGCCGAGGGUCACGUGGGUCCGUUCUGCAUGGGGGACCGCGUGGAGCUGGCCGUGACCAUGGAGAACAAGGCCAAGGCCAAACGGAUCGUAAGUGAAAAGCCCCCCAGAGCAAGGAACCAGGGCCCAGAGGGGUCGCCCAGUGGGGCCCGGCCCCAGAGCUCCCCUGUGCACACAGCCACCAGCUCCGAUUCUGCAGGGAAGGGCACUCGGGAUUCCCACCACCUAGGCCCAGCCCCCCGACAGCCAGUGCGGCCGCCCCGGGAGGCAGACUGGGACUAUGUCCAGUGGAAGCAGGAAAGGGAGCAGAUCGACCUGCUCCGCCUGGCCCGACACAGACAUGCACAGGGUGACUGGCGCCACCCGCGGGACCUGGACAAGGCCAAGCCCACGCUACAGAACUGCAGCAAGCCCAAUGAAGACGGUCCAGCCAGGGGCAGCAGAAGGGGUCCCAGGACCCACAGGAAGCCACAGACCCCCCUGUUGACCCCUGAAGGAAAAGGUCGGGGUGGACAACCUGGCAGGCCUUGCGUGGCAUCAGCCACAGGCAGCAGAGCCCAGGGGAAGGAGAGGCUGACCGGCAGGGCCCGAAGGUGGGACCCGAAGGAAGAGAAGGAAGAGCCGCAGGGUGGCCAGGGAACUCCUGCUGCUGAGGAGGAGCAUACACAGAGGCAGAGCAAGACAGAGCCAGGCAGACUGGAGACACCCCCAGCUUCCAGCCCAGUCCCAGCGUCCCCAAAGCAGCCGGCAGGGGAAGCAGGAGUCUCGGCCGCCCUUCCAGCCCCUGGCUCUCCACAGACACCUGACUUGGCACCUCUCGACCUGUCUCUAGGAGGAGCCAGAGAGGGCGCAUGCGUGCUCGGUCCAAAGUCAAGCCACCAGGAAGGUCCAGGGGCCUGGCCCGACGGUCCUGAGCAGCAGCCCCUGGGGCGGAAUGACCCCCAGCCCGGGCUGCAAGUUCAGACUCCUCCUGAGUCAGAGAGGGAAGCAGGGGUCUCAGAGCCCAGAGAGGAUAGGGCUGGGCCUCCGCAGAGCCUGGCCCCUCGAAAUAGGCCUUCCAGAGGGACGGGGCAGAGAGGGAGAGGCCCGGGUGCGAGGAGCAAGACAGGGGGGCCUGGUCCUCCAGGAAAGUGCUGAGCAAAGCUCCUGCCGUGGGGAGUCAGCCUGGGACAGAGGAGGGAGGCACUCAGUUAAGUGUCUUCUGAGGGACCUGGGUCCGGUUGUGGGUGGUUUGUGUCCAUCUGGCUGAGCAGCGUGGCUAGCUGUCCAGCCGGGCACCCCGUGAGGGCAAGGAGGCUCAUGUGGCCCCUCCGGGCCGCUCCCCAUGCACACAGGGGUUUUUGUUUUUCCUGUGUGAACACGGUCCCCGGUGUGCAGACAUUCUGGUAUUCCUGACCCAAGUCUGCCAACUGCCAGGUCGUGACUUCAACAGCACUCGCCUCGGGCUAAGCCCAGCCCCCGUGUACAUGCAGUUUCUGCUUCCUCGGUUCCAGGCGGACAGCCUGGCUAGCAGUCCCUUCUCCGGCCUGUCCCAGGAUGGCCACGCAAGGGGCAGUCCCUGGUUCAAACACCACCGGCCUGCUUCCUCGCACUAUGGACUACAAGGCUGAGAGCCAGGGAGGUCUCACUCUGCCAGGGCCCGGCCUGCGAGUAGAGCUGGGGUCUUCUCUGGAAAGAGAUUCCCCCUCUCUGACAAGGGGAGGGCUCCCCGGACCUCAAGCAGAGUGGGAGAGCUCCCUGGCGGGCAGACCCCUUCCCACACCCAGGUCAGACAUCACGUGCACCCCGAGUGGA